Sceloporus undulatus (fence lizard) is the source of this 3724-nucleotide messenger RNA. RefSeq names its product inositol polyphosphate-5-phosphatase D (gene INPP5D). The record is from RefSeq and is a predicted model, not a curated record. Gene Ontology annotation, biological process: phosphatidylinositol dephosphorylation. Lineage: Eukaryota; Metazoa; Chordata; Lepidosauria; Squamata; Phrynosomatidae. Gene Ontology annotation, molecular function: phosphatase activity.
GAUCUCCAACAUAAUUGCUGGCUGGCUGAUUAUUGUUGUCACAAAUUAAAAGUUGCUUAUAUUGGUGGGGUGCAGGCCUUUUUGCCUAUGAGGCAUGGAUCAAUGCUGGUAUCAUGGGACCAUCACCCGUUCAAGAGCUGAAGACCUCCUCUCUAAAGUGGGCAAGGAUGGGAGCUUCCUUGUGCGGGCCAGUGAGUCUAUCCCUUCAGCAUACGCCCUCUGUUUGCUGUAUCAGAACUGUGUUUAUACCUACAGGAUCCUACCUAAUAAAGAAAAUAAGCUAGUCAUCCAGGCAUCUGAGGGUGUUCCAGUCAGUACUUCAACAACCUGGGAUGAAGUGAUUGAGUUUUACAAGAAAGAAAAUAUGGGGCUAGUCCGGAGCCUAAAUAUCCAGUUCCACGGAAAGAGAGGAGGCAAACAGUGAGCUGAAGAGGAUAUGGAUUCUGUGUCUAUACCACCUGUAUUACCGCCGCGUAUUUCUGUGCCACUUCCAAUAAGUGAAGCAGUAGAAGAUCUUGGCCCAGAUGAUUAUGUCCACAUGGUCCAGAAACCAUCCCUUUCUGAGAUAUUACUCCAGCGAUUGCAGCAACAAGAUACUUGCAGUAUUUCAGAAGAGCACAUCAAACUCAUUCAGGAUUAUCUGAGGGUUCAUAUGUCUAGUGAUCUUGAAACAGCACAGCAAGGGUCUUGUAAUCUACCCCAGCUAAAGAAACUGCUCACAGGACUCUGCAAAAGCCUUUUCAGUGAAGUUUCCCGGAUUCUUCCUACACUGGAGUCCAUACAAAUGGUGUUUGACCAGCAACUGCCCUCUGGCACGCAUCAACACUCUCAGCCAUCUUAUGAAGCCAACCGUAAAAAACUUAUCCAGUUGACAAGUGUGCUCACUUCCAUUGAAGACAAGGUACCAUGAUUGAAAAAAAAAAUGUUGAUUGAAGACUGAUUCAACACACUCGGCGUUCUACUUAUCCCUCCUGUAACCUUCGAGGUGAAAGCAGACUUUCUUGGGAUUUCCUCCAAAAUACAUCUUAAGUUGAUUGAGAUGGGAAAACUCUUAUCAGAAGCUAAGGAUGGCCCUGAAGACAAGUUCUUUACCCACAAAAAAGUAAGCCUUCUACAGCUCAUCAAGUCUCAGAAGUUUCCUAACAAGUUGGUGAUCAUAUUGGAGACAGAAAAAGAGAAAACACAGAGAAAAGAAUAUGUAUUUGCUGAUUCUAAGAAGAGAGAAGGCUUCUGCCAACUUCUCCAACAAAUGAAGAAUAAACAUUCUGAACAUCCAGAGCCUGACAUGAUUACCAUCUUCAUUGGCACCUGGAACAUGGGUGAUGCUCCUCCACCGAAGAAGAUCAGUUCCUGGUUUCUUUCAAAGGGUCAAGGGAAGACCCGGGAUGACACCGCUGACUAUAUUCCCCAUGACAUCUAUGUGAUUGGCACGCAGGAGGACUCCCUGGGAGAAAGAGAAUGGCAAGAGAUUCUAAGACAGUCUUUGCACAAAAUUACCAGUAUCAGCUUUAAGGUGAUAGCAAUUCAUACUCUUUGGAACAUCAGAAUUGUUGUCUUGGCCAAGCCAGAACAUGAGAACCGCAUAAGCCACCUCUGUAUUGACAAUGUGAAGACUGGAAUUGCAAACAGAUUGGGCAACAAAGGUGCUGUUGGGGUGUCCUUCAUGUUUAAUGGAACCUCUUUUGGCUUUGUGAACAGCCAUUUGACUUCAGGAAGUGAAAAGAAACAGAGGCGAAACCAGAAUUAUACAAGUAUUCUGCGUUUUCUGUCACUCGGCGACAAGAAGUUGAAUCCAUUUAACAUCACUCACCGCUUUACUCAUCUCUUCUGGCUAGGAGACCUGAAUUACCGCUUAGAGUUACCCCCAACGGAAGCAGAGAACAUCAUCCAGAAAAUCAAACAGCAACAGUACACAGAACUGCUGAAUUCUGACCAACUCCUCAUGGAAAAGAAAGAUCAAAAGGUGUUUCUGCAGUUUGAGGAGGAAGAAAUAACAUUUGCCCCAACCUAUCGUUUUGAAAGGAACACCCGGGAGAACUACGUCUACACUAAGCAGAAAGCAACAGGGUUGAAAUACAACUUGCCAUCCUGGUGUGAUCGAGUGCUCUGGAAAUCAUAUCCCCUGGUGCAUGUUGUGUGUCAGUCUUAUGGAUGCACCACUGAUAUCAUGACAAGCGACCACAGUCCUGUCUUUGCCACAUUUGAAGUUGCUGUUACCUCACAGUUUGUUUCAAAGAAUGAUGAUAAAUACACAGACUCUUCAGGACAGAUUGAAUUCCUACACUGCAGUGCUACUCUCAAGACAAAAUCACAGACAAAAUUCUACAUUGAGUUCCACUCCAGCUGCUUAGAAAGCUUUGUAAAGAGCAAGGAGGGAGAAAAUGAGGAAGGAAAUGAGGGAGAAUUAGUGGUAAAGUUUGUUGAAGCCCUUCCUAAGCUUACACCCAUUAUUUCAGAUCCAGAGUACUUACUAGACCAACACAUUCUGAUCAGCAUCAAGUCAUCUGAUAGUGAUGAAUCUUAUGGUGAAGGCUGCAUUGCCCUUCAGAGUGGAGCCACUGAAUCCCAAGUGCCCAUCCAAACUGUACUCACACACCAUGGGGAAAAUACGGGUGUCUUCUACGGGGAAUUUAAACUACAAACAUCCCAAGGGAAACAGAGAGAAAAACUAUAUGAUUUUGUAAAGAUUGAACGGGAUGAGACUGCUGGACAAAAAACAGCAAAGAGCUGUGUAGACUAUUGCAGAGAGUGGGAGCAGACAAAUAGGGGUACUUCAUCCAACAGAAGAUCUACUCACUUGAUGGCCAAAGAAGCAGCAGCCAUGGCUCGCUUUCGAGGAACUCCAACAGUGUCUCUAGAUGAGCCAUGCAAAGAAGAUCUCUUGCGCUGUACAGCAGUCACAGAUACCAAUAAUACCAACUAUUUAUGGACUGCCACUGCCUCUCAGUCAUUCUCUGCAACAGGUCAGCUUAAACAGAUCCCUUCACCAGACCAAGUGCCUGCCUUCUGGAGUUAUGAUCCACAAUCCAAAGACAGCCCCUCUCUGAUGGGCCUAGAGUCUCCCACCACACCUUCCAAUCUGUCACCAGGCUUUCAAAAAACAUCCACUCAGCCUACAAGCAACCGAAAGGAUCAGCUAUAUGCUGAGGUGAGGAAAAGCAUGACGGAACCCUUGCUACCUGAAGCAGCAUACUCAAAACCAGAAAUGAUUGACAACCCAUUAUAUGACUUCACAAAAUCCAAGGACAAGCUGCAGUCUAAAAAGGAUCAGGAUUUUUUCAAGGUGGCACGAAAAGAACUCCCAACUCUUCCUGAUCAGAGCUUUCCUUUCACCAAGUUACAGGAGAGUGAGGCCAGCAAGCCUUCUGUCAAACAACAAUCUUCUCCACCUUUCCUCACCUCCACACCCAGAGUUCGCUCAUAUACCUGUUCCAGCCAUUCUGAGGAAAAGACUGCAGUGAUUGAAAAGACUCAGAACAGGCAGAGGUUCUGUGCCAACUUAGACCCUGGACAGCCAACAUUCAAGAAACCUGUCAAAUUCUCAAGGUCUGAAGUAGGGCAAAGCAAGCCUCCUCUUCCAUCAAAAAGCCAGGUAGUACUUGACAUGCAAAACACCAAGGGGCGUGAUUAUCGAGAAAGUUCAGAACUUCCCCACCACCACCACAGAAAACACCAAAGUGAAGAUGGGAGUGUCAGCAGGACAACUGUGCCGGUGGGUUUAUGA